CUUAAGCAAAACACUAGCACACUUUAUGUUGUUUCUCUCUCUGCAUAUACUAACUCUGCCAACUUCUAUUAUAUAUCCUCUUAGCAGCUAACUGUUUCAGCCCCUGUGCGACCAUUCUUCAUUCUGCUGCUUGCCACCUCUUCACAAAGCAGGCCUUCUUCUUCUGUAGCUCUAAGCCUCUUGCAAGCUCAGCUGCUGCUUGUGACAAGAUCCCCAUCCGCUUGAGUUCAGCAUCGAUGGCGGCGGAGGAGGCAAAGAAGGUGGAGGUGGAGGCGACCAAGGACAUCGCCGAGGAGAAGGCGAUUGUGCCGCUGCCGACUCCACCGGCUGCGCCCAAGGUCGACAAGCCGGCCGACGACUCCAAGGCCAUCGUUGUUGUCAAGGACGCUGCUGAGAAACCUGCAGCUACAGGAGGUUCAACUGAAAGAGAUGCUUAUCUGGCGAAAAUUGUAUCCGAGAAGAGAUUGACUCUGAUCACUGCAUGGGAGGAGAGUGAGAAGGCGAGAGCUGAGAACAGGGCUGCCAAGAAGCUUGCCUACAUCACAUCUUGGGAGAAGGCGAAGAAAGCAGAGAUGGAGGCCGAGCUUAAAAAGAUGGAGGAGCAACUGGAGAAGAAGAAGGCGGCGUACGAAGAGAAGCUGAAGAACAAGCUGGCGAUGCUCCACAAGACGGCGGAGGAGAAGAGGGCGCUGACGGAGGCGAAGCGCGGCGAGGAGAUGAUCAUGGCGGAGGAGCUGGCCGCCAAGUACCGCGCCAAGGGUGAGGCUCCCACCAAGCUCUUCGGCCUCUUGAAAGCAUAACAAACGUCAUCUCGAUCUUCUAUGCCGAUCCAAGACAUGCAUACAUACAUACGUUGGGAUGGAUUAUUAUUGUUACCUAUAUAUAUAUAUAUAUAUAUAUAUACUUGGUGCAUGGCCUGGUUUGUUUGUGGUUUGUGAAUGUGUACUUACUUGAAGGCCACCGGUGUACGUACGUACGUUCUUGUAUAUUAAUUAAUUAAUUUUGUUGUUGGAAGCAGGUUUGAUAUAUCUGGUGCAGUUUGUAAAAAGGAAUUCAUCUGUAUAUGCAUAUAUCGGAGUGCAGCUCAA
Molecule: messenger RNA, 1088 nt
Organism: Panicum virgatum (switchgrass)
Lineage: Eukaryota; Viridiplantae; Streptophyta; Magnoliopsida; Poales; Poaceae
Product: remorin-like
Exons: 6
Coding region: 237-800 (187 amino acids)
Source: RefSeq, a predicted model, not a curated record